This is a messenger RNA of Suillus discolor, 1551 nucleotides long. RefSeq lists its product as uncharacterized. The record is from RefSeq and is a predicted model, not a curated record. Lineage: Eukaryota; Fungi; Basidiomycota; Agaricomycetes; Boletales; Suillaceae. The transcript has 3 exons. Bases 1 to 1551 code for a protein of 516 amino acids.
AUGGCAGGAGUUGCAACUGGUCGUGGACGUGGAUCUCGAGGUCGCCCAGUGAAGUGUGGUAGCCAUGGACUGAUAGCUGAUUCCUCUGCUCCUCCCAGUGCCAGCCCACCUGCCAGCACCGGAUCAGCUCCAGCACUCAAGAUGCCUACUAUACACUGGGAGAAGAAGAACAGUCCAUGUACCGCUUGCCUUAUCGAGUGGUGCAAAAUCAACCAAGAUGCUCGACUAAAAAUAUUCUCUGAUUCUGCCAAGGAUGCGAAGGAGGAAGGGCACACACGUCAGCAGAUGACCACUCAGAAGAACACUUAUAUGCAGCAGCUCGCAGCAUCUGUUUUCGCAGGCGAUGAAGAUCCGAAGACAGGUGCUGGACUUUCAUUUGAGGAGCUCAAUGAGAAUGAGAAAACAAGGACACUUCUUGACCGCCUCUUGCAGACAUUCCCAUGGUGGGUUGACCUCCACGGGUGGUGGAGAACCAAUCCCGCCUAUAAUACAUCAUUUUUGACUGCCGACCCGGGUCAGGAUUUCUCGGCUGAGGCGAUGGAUGUCUUUGGUAAAGGGAAAGGGAAAGAGAAAGAGACUCUGGAUGAUGCAGAUCGUGAGGAUGACGAGGGAGGGGAUGCAGGUGCUCUCAACAGGGACCUUGAGCCGGGUGAAAUUUUGGAUGGUGAGGCCGAUAAAGAUGAUGAUCCUCCUGCGCGAGUUGAUGAUUCUAGGUUACACAUGUUCUGUGAUGAUGAAGGUUUAGGCUGGGAUAGCCCAGACGAUACCUCUGACUCUCUGUCUUCACGCUUCCCUUGCCCUCAACUUCCCUGGGCACCGUCAUCUGCUUCUUCGACUCAUUUUCAACCAUCUAACCUUCACCACUACCAACACCCAUUCAUCACCCAUCUUGACACAACGCAGCAAAGCAUUUCACCACUAGGACCCAAUGAGAUCUCCCUCAACUCCCCUGAACGAGCAGAUAGGCCCAAAUACCCCUUGCCAUCCACCAAUACCACCAGUAGCAAAGCCAGAGCUGCAUCUGUGCAGAUGGAUACCUCUGAGGACUCUGACACUGCUGCAAGCCGCAUGAUGAAAUCACUUACCAUGCAUUUGCGCAAGGCCAGCCUUGGUGUUCGUACUUCUCAUACUUCCGGUGGUCAUGUAUCAUCUGAUCAAGACUCGGAUCAAUCACCAACUACAUCUCAUAACCGAUCAGUAUCUCGCAAACGGCCACGAGACCCAACAGCUGAGCUCACAAUGAAACUGAAUGAGGCGUCAGAUACACUUGUUCAGCACAUACAUGAGACGUCCACAGUCAAGGCCGACCACAAACGCCUCAAGCUAGAGACCCAAUUGGCAAGCAGAGAGCUAAAGAUGCGUGAAUCUCACACUGAGCGUGAACAUGGACUCCGGAGCACAAUAGCCAUUCAAAACCACGAGCGUGCAAUGGCAGAUGAACGGACAAAGCAGCUGGAAUUGGAGAUCAAGCUCGAGCAAGUGAGGUUGGAACGUUUGAUUAUGGAAAAAGAUUUGGCUCGUCAGGAUUCCAGUGCUGAGAAUCACAACUAA